GUUCAGAUUGUAGCUCCGAUUGUGAUUCAAACUCCUGUGCAACUGGCUAUAAUGGGGAUAUUGAUUCUGAUGAAAAGAGUUUGGAAGGUAAGCAUUAAAAUUUCGUAUUAAAGUGGCUUCUUACACUUGUUCUCUAGUUUCAGUGCACCUGUAGCACCUUGUAUAAAAGAAACAGAAAAAUAACAUUUAUCUCUCGUAUUCUCCCAACAUCCCUGUCGCGCAUCAUCACACCAUAAAGCGCGCGACUUGUUUUCUAUUUCCUAAAUUACUUGGUUCUCACAAACUAUUGCCAAAAUUCCUCACAUUUUUCGUUUUUGUUGACAAAAAUAGUUAUUUUGAUUAAGUUAGUCGAUUGGCUUGGGUAAUGUUAGUGUUGCAAUGGCAACAUGGGACGGUUUUAUUUAAUGGCCAUUUCACGCGUCAACACAGCAUGUAUAGUUAUUAUUGUGAACGUUUUUUUCAAAAUUUUUCUUGUGGUAUUGUAUUUUUUUUAUCGAAAGUUUUAUUGGAAGAUUUCCACACUACAGUUUUUCUUUAAAACUCAAAUAUAUAAAAUUCUCCAACAAAAUAACAUUUUAGCGCUAAACAGUUUUUGUACGAAUAGUUAAUAAAUCUGUAAAUUCGUUGCUUUAUUUAAAUUUGGACAGAAGUCAAAUUAAUUUCUUUAUGGGAGGAUUCAAUGUUUUAUUUUAUUAGGUGACGAACCACCAGCACUUGAAAAUGUCGAAGACAAUUAUCUGCAUACUGAAAACGGUAAUCUACAUUCCGAAAACAGCAAUCUGCAUGGCGAAAACAGUGAUCUACAUACCGAAAAUGGUGAAAUGCAUGCCAAAAGUUGUGUUUCCAAAAACAGUGCUAUCACUUUUACCGAUCACUGUUUUUACCGAAAACAUACCGAAAACGGCGAUCUACAUACUGAAAAUGGUGAAAGGCACACUGAAAAUGAUCAUCUGCCUACGAAAACCAGUGAUCUAUAUCCCGGAAACGGUGAUCUACAUACCGAAAACGGUGAACUACAUAACGGAUAUGGUGAUCUUAACGGAAAAGGUGAUCUGCAUAGCGGAAUCAGUGCUCUGCAUAUCGUAAAUGGUUAUCUACAUACAGAAAAUGGUGUUUUAUGUACGCAAAACAGUGAUUAUCAUAUCGACAAUGAUCUACAUACUGAAAAUGGUGAUCUACACACUAAAAACAGUGACUUGUCUACUAAAAAUGGUCAUCUGCCUACGAAAACCAGUGAUCUACAUAACGGAAACGGUGAUCUACGUAACGGAAACGGUGAUCUACAUAAAGGAAACGGUGAUCUACGUAACGAAGACAGUGAUCUGCGCAAUGAAAAUUAUUAUCUGUCUACGAAAACUGGUGAUCUACAUAUUGGAAACGCUGAUGAGCAUACUGGAAACGACGAUCUGCAUACUGGAAAAGGAAACGUUCCGAAUAAUAUUCUCAAUACUGAAAAUGGUGAUCUACACACUGAAAACAGUGAUAUGUGUACUGAAAAUGGUCAUCUGCCUACGAAAACCAGUGAUCUGCAUACUGGAAAUGGCGAUUUUCGACAUAAUUUACAUACUGAAAACGGUGAUCUAAGCACUGAAAACAUUGAUCUGUGUACUAAAAAUGGUGACCUGACUACGAACACCUGUUAUCUAAGUACCGGAGACAGUAAUCUGUCUACUGAAAAUUGGCAUUGGCCUGCGAACACCAGUGAUCUACGUCCCGGAAACGGUGAUCUACAUAUUGGAAACGGUCAGUACACAAACCGUGUCAUUUUCAAAAAUAGCAUAGUUACUGAAAAUGCUGUUCUACGCAAUCAAAACAUUGAUCUUUGUACUAUAAAUGGUCACCUAACCACGAACACCUGUCAUCUACGUACCGGAGACAGUGACAUAGAUGCUGGAAACGGCGAUCUACAUACCGUAGACGGUAUACGCUUCUUGCUUAUUCGAGAAGCCGUUCAAACUUACCCACCACAAUAUAAAUCUUUAAAAGAUAGAUUAAAGAGAGAUAAAACUUUUCGAGAUUUUCGGAAACGGCUUCCCAAAAAGACAAGAAUAGCAGAAAAAGAUGAAAAGUUUCGCAAGCAUAUAAACAAUGUUUAUGAUGAAAAGUUGUUACACAGUGAUGACACGAUUGCAACAGAAGAACAUCUGAAAAUACGUGGAAAGCAAUGCUUCUGUUUAACAUUACGUAAUUGUGCUGGCGUCGCUUUUGGAGCUGCUUUUGCAGCUGCUUUUGGAUCAGCAGCGGGCCUUAUUGGGACAGCGGUCGGAGGUAUAGUUGGUGGAUGGUUCUCCGCGGCUGGAAUGAAUUAUCUCUCUGAUUGGAUGCCACAAAAGUUGUUUGAGAUACCAAACGAAGAAGCUCUGGAUUGUCUUAUCGAUACCGGGGAGUGA
This is a messenger RNA of Paramuricea clavata, 2390 nucleotides long. NCBI's taxonomy places the organism in Eukaryota, Metazoa, Cnidaria, Anthozoa, Malacalcyonacea, Plexauridae. The record is from the annotation of a GenBank genome assembly.